UGGUGGAGGCGGCGGCGCACGCGCAUGGCCGAAGGUGAGGCACCAACCGGGCUGGUGACAGGGCCGGGGGAAGAGAAGACGGAGGCGGAGGUGGAUGCGGGCUUCGAGUUCGCCUUCAAUAACAAGGCCUUCUCCGACAGGGUCUUGCGGAUAGAGGUCGUCGGCACUACCCGCAAGCGCCACCGCUAUAAGGCUAAAGAUAAUGAUGGAGAAGGUAUUGACUCUUCUUGUGUUGUGAUGGGUACGCCAGUGUUACGAGUCAAGACCAUACAUGUCAGUUCGGUGAUCCUCACCGCAAGAAGUUCUUUCUUUUUUAAGCUUUUCUCAAAUGGCGCGAAAAAAUCUGGUCAAAGACAGUCAAAAAUUAGAAUUGCUGAUUCAGAGGAAAAUGCCUUUAUGGAGCUUUUACGCUUUAUGUACAAUGGAAAGUUGAGACCAGCAACCGAGUCCAGUCUUCUGGUUGAUAUCUUGAUGGCUGCUGACAAAUUUGAUGUCGUUUCAUGCAUCAAGCUUUGCACUCAGCGGCUCAUAGGCCAGCCUAUGACCCUUGAAUGUGCAGUGAGGUGCCUAGAUCUCCCAUGUUCCAUUUCAAUGGCAGCUGACCUAUCAGAGGCAGCCAAGAAAUUCCUUUCUGAAAGAUACGAGAAAUUCCUGUUAACAAAGUUCCAAGAUGAAUUGAUGACGAUUCCUCUCACUGGGAUUGUAGCCAUCUUAUCAAGGAAUCACCCUGGGGUUGCAUCUGAAGAAUCCGUCUAUGACUUCGUGCUCAGGUGGGCCCAUUUGCAGUACCCAAAUUCAGAAGAAAGACACAAGAUUUUGAGCUCAAGUUUACUUCCACUGGUGACACUAGGGCGUAUCAUGACCAUUGCCAUCCUAACUGACCAGUCAUCUUGCGUAAUUAACUAUAGUAUAAAGCAUGAGCACUGCCGCGGGCUCUUCCCAUCAAGAUCGAUACGCUCGCCACCAUUCUAUUGUGCAGGGCAUGGUUUCUUCCUCUCGGCGCUCGCUAAAACUGAGCCAUUCAACUUUUUUGGUCUCUUAAUAAAGAAGCUAGAAGGCAAUGACCCACUAAGGGGGACAAUAGAUUAUGAGAUGGAGGUAACGGCAAGGCGGUCGUCGGAGUUUGCCUCCAUAUCGAGGCGCACCACCACCACCGACAUUAGACAAGCUUUUGGAUGCAGGAUUCCUUGGUCGGAGAUCAGUGCUGAUGAUAGCCCCUUCUUUGUCGACGACAAUCUCCAUCUGCGAGUUCGCAUCAAGAUUACGCCGCAGCCAUAGUGAUGCAUGCAUUUGCUCUGCUCUCUUUUGGUGACCGGAAAUGUAGCAAUGUACAGCAUGUGAACAUCUACAGUUGGAUGAUGAAGGUUUCAUUGUGUCGUGGACUCUUAUUACCAGACGCAUAACUGUCAAACGCGCGCACGUGUGUUUUGAUGUCCGACGAAGUCGCUGAACGGUUAACGUGCACUUUGUCGUGAGUCGGAUUAUGUGACCAUCUGUUCAUGGUUAUGUUUGGACAUUUUUUUUUGU
Molecule: messenger RNA, 1527 nt
Organism: Triticum dicoccoides
Lineage: Eukaryota; Viridiplantae; Streptophyta; Magnoliopsida; Poales; Poaceae
Product: BTB/POZ domain-containing protein POB1-like
Exons: 5
Coding region: 25-1278 (417 amino acids)
Biological process (GO): response to red light
Cellular component (GO): nucleus
Molecular function (GO): protein binding
Source: RefSeq, a predicted model, not a curated record